Molecule: messenger RNA, 1229 nt
Organism: Solanum verrucosum
Lineage: Eukaryota; Viridiplantae; Streptophyta; Magnoliopsida; Solanales; Solanaceae
Product: putative RING-H2 finger protein ATL21A
Exons: 2
Coding region: 1-1104 (367 amino acids)
Molecular function (GO): polysaccharide binding
Source: RefSeq, a predicted model, not a curated record
AUGGAAUUGGAGAAAACAAUUGCUCUGUUUCUUCUCUUGUGCUAUUUAAUUAGCACAACAAGCACAGCUUGCUUCACAUCUGCAUGUAGCAAAGAUAAACCAUUAAUCCGAUUCCCUUUUCGUCUCCGUAAUUACCAAUCUCCAGAUUGUGGCUAUCCAGGAUUCAACUUAUUCUGCGAUGCAUUAAAUAGAACAAUUAUUCGAUUACCAGGUUCGCCAGGAGAAUUCACAGUGGAAGCCAUAAAUUAUUCUACACAGGAAUUAUGGCUUAACGAUCCUAAUGAUUGCCUUCCUCAGCUUCUCCUGAACUUAAAUCUCUCUGCUUCCCCUUUUUUGGGAGUUUAUUAUCAGGAUUUCACAUUGUUCAAUUGCUCCUUUGAUUAUACGACGCUUAAGCUAAAUCCAAUAGCUUGUUUGAGUGGUUUGAAUUAUACUGUUUAUGCUACAUCUUCUAUGAGGGGAUUUAACUUGUUGUCGAGAUCGGAGUGUAAAUCGAUUGGAACUUUACCGGUUCCUGUACAGUGGCCUUUCUUCGAACAGGUGGUGUCCUCCGAUCUUAGUGAUGCUAUUCUGGUCACAUGGAAUAAUCCAGAUUGUAGAAUCUGUGAGUCAAGUGGUGGAAGAUGUAGUUUGAAGAGGACAACGUUUAAUCGAGAAAUCAUUUGUGAAAAUAGUCGUGGAAUUGCAUUUCCUAGAGGCGCGCGUUACGCUAUAAUUGUGGGAGCUGGGGUACCAGCAAUGUUAUUCUUGAUUGGGCUUCUAUGUUUCAUAAGUGGAAGGAUAAGGUCUUGCAGGAGAAGAGCCCAACCAGUACUAGAAUUCAGUUCUGCCGUUGCACCACAACCUAUCGUAUUUACGGGCUUAGAUGGGCCCACAAUAGAAUCAUAUCCCAAAACUAUAUUGGGAGAGAGCAGACGUUUGCCCAAGCCUGAUGAUAAUGUCUGCUCAAUUUGCUUGGCUGAAUAUCAGCCCAAAGAGACUUUAAGGACCAUUCCUGAAUGCCUACACUGUUUCCAUGCAGACUGCAUAGACGAAUGGCUUCGAUUAAAUGCUUCUUGUCCAGUUUGCCGCAAUUCCCCUAUGUGUGUUCAUGGCACUGUAUAAUAUGAUUUUGAAAAUUUCGAUUCGAUAAUUUGAAAUGGUAUAUCAUUACCAUAUUGAAUUAGGUGGAUAUGGUUCAGUUUUGAUUUGUGUAGUACUGUAAUUAUGGUUUAUUCGAUUUCAACUUA